Molecule: messenger RNA, 3581 nt
Organism: Carcharodon carcharias (great white shark)
Lineage: Eukaryota; Metazoa; Chordata; Chondrichthyes; Lamniformes; Lamnidae
Product: cadherin-2-like
Exons: 16
Coding region: 466-3207 (913 amino acids)
Biological process (GO): homophilic cell-cell adhesion; multicellular organism development; brain development
Cellular component (GO): presynaptic active zone membrane; apical part of cell; lamellipodium
Molecular function (GO): cadherin binding; calcium ion binding
Source: RefSeq, a predicted model, not a curated record
UGAGAAUGAGCUCCCAGUGUGUUCUGCAGGAGGAUAGAGGGAGUGAGAGAGAGAGAGAGUUGGCUGUGAGCUCUCACUAUCACACAGAGACUGGGAGCUGCUGUAUUGUUGCUCUGAUACACAGAGACUGGGAAGCUCCGCGGUAUUAAAGCGGCUCCUGUGAGUCGCGCAUCCUCCGCAGCGCAGACACAAGCUGGUGCGGACAGCGGAGAGACAGAGAGAGAGAGGGACAGAGAGAGAGAGAGAGCUGGCCAGCGGCCGGAGAGGAGGCUGAAGCCGGCGGUCCGGACCAGCGGUACAUAGGGAGCCACCGAGCCGAGUGAAAGCGAAGCCUCCGGAGCCGCCUCUCGGACCUUUUCCUCCGGUUUCAGGGCGGGAGCAGCGGCGGAUUUCACCCCCCUCCCUCCUCCCCACUCUCCCUCCUUCUUCCCCCCCACCCCCCACCUUCCCUAAUUCCACCCCCUAAUGUCCGGUGUCGGGGCGGCGGCGUUGUUGCUGCUGCUGGUGUCGGUGCUGAGGAUACCGAGAGAAGCAAUUGGCCUGGCAGCAUGUACACCUGGGUUUUCAGAAGAUGUUUACAAUGCAGUGGUUUCAAGGAGCAUUCAUGAAGGGCAACCUCUUUUAAAUGUGGGGUUUGAUGACUGUUACGGAAGUGUGGUGGUGCAGUAUGAAACGAGUAACCCGAGUUUCAGGGUCCAACGCGACGGUGUAGUGUACGCAAUGGAAAACAUUCACCUCCCUGGAAAGCAGCUGAAGUUUGUGAUAACCGCACACGGAACCAAGACCCAGGAACAAUGGCAAACUGCCGUCAAGCUAACAGUGAGACCCGAGGGCAGUACCAAGCACAGUGGACAGAAGACCUGGAAGUCAAGUAAUGUCGCCCUGCCUCAGAAUAUUCCGGACAUCGUGUUUCCUCGGCUCUCGCUCGAGCACCAGGGGCAGCUGAAACGUCAGAAGAGGGACUGGGUCAUCCCUCCGAUCAACGUGCCCGAAAACUCUCGUGGUCCUUUCCCGCAAGAACUGGUCAGGAUUCGAUCUGAUCGUGAUAAAAACCGCUCGUUGCGCUACAGUGUCACUGGGCCAGGAGCUGAUCAACCGCCUACUGGGAUCUUCAGCAUCAACCCAAUCUCUGGCGAGCUGUCUGUGACUAAACCUUUGGACCGAGAGCAGAUAGCUUCCUACCAUCUAAGAGCUCACGCUGUAGACCUGAAUGGAAAUCAGGUGGAAAAUCCAAUUGACAUAGUUAUCAAUGUCAUUGAUAUGAACGAUAACCGGCCAGAAUUUCUGCACCAGGUCUGGAAUGGCUCUGUCCCUGAAGGAUCAAAGCCAGGAACCUUUGUGAUGGCUGUAACUGCAGUUGACGCCGAUGAUCCCAAUUCGGCCAACGGCAUGUUAAGAUACAAAAUCCUUUCCCAAACACCGAGCAGCCCUUCUCCAAAUAUGUUUACCAUCAAUAAUGAGACUGGAGAUAUAAUCACUGUCGCAGCUGGCCUUGACAGAGAGAAAGUUCCACAGUACACGUUAAUAAUUCAAGCCACUGACAUGGAGGGCAGCCCAACGUAUGGCCUCUCCAACACUGCAACCGCUGUCAUCAAAAUUACCGACGUCAACGACAACCCACCCGAAUUCACUACUGCGACGUUCUAUGGAGAAGUACCGGAAAAUAGGAUCGAUAUCAUCAUAUCCAACCUGACAAUAACUGAUAAGGAUCACCCUCACACACCAGCGUGGAAUGCCAUUUACAAAAUAACUGGUGGAGAUCCUACAGGCCACUUUGCUGUGCCCACUGAUCCAGUCAGUAAUGAUGGUCUGGUAACAGUCAUCAAGCCUAUUGAUUAUGAAACCAACAGAGCCUUUGUACUGACAGUCAUUGCUGUAAAUCAGGUACCUCUGACAAAGGGCAUUCAGCUUCCUCCUCAAUCAACCGCCACUGUCUCCAUUACCGUUAUUGAUGUGAACGAGAGCCCGUAUUUUGUUCCAAAUCCUAAACUGAUUAGGCAGGAAGAGGGUCUUCCUGCCGGCAAGCUCCUCACCGUCUUCACAGCUGAGGACCCGGAUCGAUACAUGCAGCAGACUCUUAGAUAUUCGAAACUAUCGGAUCCUGCAAACUGGCUCAAAAUUGAUCCGUUGCGCGGGCAAAUUACUACAAUCGCAGUGUUGGACCGAGAAUCCUCCUACGUGAAAAAUAAUAUGUACAAUGCAACGUUCCUGGCAUCAGAUAGCGGUAUCCCCCCUGCAAGUGGAACAGGCACUCUGCAAAUCCUGCUGCUCGACACCAAUGACAACGCCCCUGAGGUCUUCCCGCAAGAGGUCUCGAUUUGCGAGAAGCCGGAUCCGAACGCCAUUAAUAUCACUGCCAUAGACACCGACAUCGAUCCCAACACCGGGCCCUUUGCCUUCGAGCUUCCUGACAGUCCACCAGACGUGAAAAGGAACUGGACCAUCACCCGGCUCAACGGUGAUUAUGCCCAGUUGAGUCUGAAGAUCGGAAUCCUCGACGACGGCAUCUAUGAAGUUCCAAUAAUGAUUAUGGACUCCGGAAACCCUCCCAAGUCCGCCACGUCUGUCCUGCUUGUCAAGGUCUGCCCAUGUGAUGAAAACGGUGACUGCACCUCGGUACAAGCUAUUGUGGCAGCUGGCUUGGGAACUGGGGCAAUCAUUGCAAUCCUCUUGUGCAUCAUCAUAUUGCUUAUCUUAGUUUUGCUGUUUGUCAUAUGGAUGAAGAGACGUGACAAGGAGCGUCAGGCCAAGCAGUUGCUAAUCGACCCAGAGGAUGACGUACGAGAUAACAUACUGAAGUAUGACGAGGAGGGAGGGGGAGAGGAGGAUCAGGACUACGACCUCAGCCAGCUUCAGCAGCCCGACGCUGUGGAACCUGAUGCGAUAAAGCCCAUGGGAAUCCGACGCGUUGACGAGCGGCCAAUCCAUGCCGAGCCUCAGUACCCGGUCCGCUCGACCGCUCCUCACCCUGGGGACAUUGGAGACUUCAUCAAUGAGGGGCUCAAGGCAGCGGACAACGACCCCACAGCACCACCUUAUGACUCGCUGUUGGUGUUCGACUACGAGGGCAGCGGUUCUACAGCCGGAUCUUUGAGUUCCCUCAACUCCACGAGUUCUGGCGGAGACCAGGACUACGAUUAUCUGAAUGACUGGGGCCCACGGUUUAAGAAGCUAGCGGACAUGUAUGGUGGAGGCAGUGACUGCUAGGACCUUUUUUUUUUGGAGCGCAAGUGGGAAAUGUUGCAGACCAAGAACUUCUGACCGAUUUUAUUCCCAGCAACAACAAACAAAACACACACAAAAACAAAACGGCUAGGCUUUUAUAUGUUAGUCAACUGGUGCCAGUGCUCGUUGAAAGCUGCGAUUAUAGCUGCAAACCAAUUGGCGCGAGUGGAAUUAUCGGCAAACUGACACUGUUUUAAAAAAAAAUAUUGAUAAGAGCUCUGUUACACUUGAAUUUCAAAGUACAGAAGCACUGAGAUUUUGUGCCUUUUUGUACACUUUUUUGAUCUUAAGAAUCAUUUAGGUUUAUGUUACACGCUUUAACAGUACCUGUGACAUUUUGAAGUGAUAAUCCCCGC